Messenger RNA from Acanthopagrus latus (yellowfin seabream), 3237 nucleotides. Its product is annotated as tripartite motif-containing protein 35-like. The record is from RefSeq and is a predicted model, not a curated record. Bases 132 to 1580 code for a protein of 482 amino acids. The transcript has a single exon. Gene Ontology annotation, molecular function: protein binding; zinc ion binding. NCBI's taxonomy places the organism in Eukaryota, Metazoa, Chordata, Actinopteri, Spariformes, Sparidae.
AGCUGAGGCGCCAUUACAGGGUGAAGAGUCUCGACCACAGACACAAAUCAGAAGGAUUAUAAACUCUUGAUCAAAAGGCACACAGAUCUGGUGAGUCUUCAUACUGAAAGAUAAUUCACAUAUCAGAGCGAAUGGCUGAGAAAAGUUCUGUUCUCAAAAGCUUCCUGAACUGCCAUGUGUGUUCAGAGACUUUCAGAGAUCCCGUGUCUCUGAGCUGCAACCACAACUUCUGUUCAAGCUGCCUGCAACAAUUCUGGGAACAAGCUCAGAACAGAAACUGUCCCAUUUGUAAAAGAAGAUCCUCAAAGCCAUUUUUGCAAGUGAACUUUACACUAAAGGAGCUAGCUGACUCCUUUGCUGGGAGGCAGAAUAAUGCUUCACCUGAGACGGAGAAAGGAGAGAAGAAGGUGGAGGUGAAACAGGAGAAAGAGGAAGUCAUAUGUGAUAAACAUCCAGAAGUCCCUUAUUGGUUCUGUGAGGACGAGCAGAGAGCUGUGUGUCCCGUCUGUGAGUUUUCUCUCCACCAGACUCACAAGGUGGUUCCUGUAGAGCAAGCAGUCAGUGAGCUGAAGGAGCAGCUGAAAUCUGACUUAAAGUCUCUGCAGGACAAGAGGAACAAAUACAAACAAGUGGAGAAAACAUACAGUGAAGUGAUUCAACACUCCAAGAAGCAGCAGCUGUCCACAGAGAAGCAGAUCAGAGCAGAGUUCAACAAGCUCCGCCAGUUCCUGAAAGAGGAAGAGGAGUCCAGACUGGCAGCUCUGAGGGAGGAAGAGGAGCAGAAGGGGAAGACUGUCAGCAGAGAGAUGAAGAAGAUUCAAGAUCAGCUCUCCUCUCUGUCAGACAAUAUCUCUGCUGUUGAAGAAGAGCUGCAGAAACACAACGUGCCAUUCCUCAGCAGUUAUAAAGCCACUCAGACCAGAGCCAGAGUCCAGUGCGCACUGUCAGAUCCACAGCUGGUGUCAGGAGCGCUGAUAGAUGUGGCCAAACAUCUGGGCAACCUGUCCUUCAGAGUCUGGGAGAAGAUGAAGGACCAGGUCCACUUCAGUCCUGUCAUUCUGGACCCAAACACUGCAAACCGCUGGCUCUAUCUGUCUGAUGAUCUGACCAAUGUGAGGCACGGAGACACAUAUCAACAGCUUCCUGACAAUCCAGAGAGAUUCACUAGGUACGCUUUUGCUGUGGGCUCUGAGGGAUUCAGUUCAGGGAAACACAGCUGGGAGGUGGAGGUGGGAGAUCAUCCUGACUGGUUCUUGGGUUUGGUGAAAGAGUCACUGGACAGGAAGAAAGAGCUUUCCGGUUCAACAACAUGCGGAAUGUGGUUUUUAAGGCAUGAUGAUGGAAAAUACACUAAUGUUAUUGGUAAGACUGUCAGAGUGACGAAGCGUCUCAAGAAGAUCAGAGUCCAGCUGGACUAUGACAGGGGGGAGGUGUCCUUCCACAACCCUGAAGACAUGACUCACAUCUACACUGACAGAAACACUUUCAACGAGAAACUCUUCCCAUAUUUCAGUAUUGGAGAGGCUGGUGAUGCUAAAACUGCUGAUAUUAGAAUCUGUCACACUGAUACUUCUCUGUGAUGUUGAGGAAUGUUAGUAGGUGAAUUUGUAGUUGCUGGUGUGUGUGUGUUUGUUUCAGGUAGGCUAUGAACACUGACCUUGCCAGUAGUCCUCAUGGGGACCUAAGCCAAUUUCAAAUGAGGCAAACAAGGCACCUUUUAUAAGGUCUGGUUUAGUUUCGGGAUAAGGUGGGUAAAGUUUGAAUCUAGUAUAGGCUGAGGUUAGGGUUAUAGUGUAAGCACUGUUCACUAGUUUUUGGAUUUUUCCUCUUCAACACCUUAAGAUUUGAUUGGGUGUCAGAGGUAACAAAUGUUUUAAUGUCUGCAAUUGAUAAUUGAAAGUGGUUUCUUCUUUAUUUGGAAUCUCAUUUUAUCAAUCUUUUUCAUCAAUAUCAGGUUAUUGGAAACUGAAACUUCUGUUCUUCAUUUUUGACUUUGCAUUUACAAUUGAGAUUAUGUCAAGUAAAUAUUUUUUCUUAAGGAUAUGAUAGUAAAUUUUCUAUUAUGUAUCAUUCCAAAGAUUCUGAACUAUCUCUCCGUAUAUCUGGGAGACAAUAAAUGAAGGUACUUAAUAGUAAUAUUAUUCUCUAAUAAUCUCAGACAUUAUACAAAUCCAAUGAAUCAAUCAGCAUUUAUGCGGGUACCUGUUUUUUGUUACUGUAGCAUCAUUAUUUGAAUUCAGGUAUUGUCCGUACAGAUGAAAACAUUCAUGUAUUUUUAUAUUACAUGAUUAGGAUACAAAAUAAGGUAAUUGUAUUUAAAAAAAUAAAUAAAUAAAAAAUUGAAAAGGGGUGUUAGUAGAAGGAUAAAAAAUUCAAAUUUAAGAAUUAUAUUGUAGUGUGUAAGUGUGCACAUGUGACACUCCAAGUCACACAUUACUCAGAACCAAACACGUGUACUUUCACAGGCGAUACACUCUUUAUGAAAAUUAAAUAGAAAAAUCUUCUUAUUGAUGUUCAUCUUCGUUUCUAUAUACCUGGUAUUGAGGUAAUCCAGAAGUACUCUAGUAUUGUGAUACUUGGACUGUGGUACUAAAUUAAUUUAUUUUACAGGUAAUUAGCAAUUGUAUUGGAAUACAUUUUUAAAGUGACUCUCACAACUCCCUGCGCCACUUGGCAGCUUUCACUGGACUGAACGCUGUAUCCAGAUAAUGCCUUAUUAGAUCCACAUGGAGAAGACUGGUUUAUCAUAAGGUAACAAAGUUUGUGCUAAGGAACAUUUCACAGCUGUCAGAGGUAGAGUUGUACUCUCAACCAGGAGAAGGGUUAAGAGUGAUUUUUUUUAGACAACCCCUUUUACUUUUUUAGCCCUGGGAACAGCUAAAAGGAAAACAACAACAAGUAAAUCAUAAAUCGUGAAUCAUUAAUACUGUAAACAUUAGUGUUUUGGGUUAUGUUUGUGUUUAGCUUAUAGCAAUCCUUACACAUUAGACAGAAGAACUCAGAUAAAAAGCUGCAUUUAGCUUCUCUGAGUUUUCCUCACACCUGUAAAGAAAGCUGGACUAUGACAGAUGAUGAAAUGUCGACUAGGAAGAGGAAAUCAUGAGGAAGUGCCUUUCCUUGUUUCAUGGGGGGGAAAAGCACAUUAAACUUAAUGUAUCAUCUAAAAUCAUCAUCUUUGUGAAAACUAUUUCAACAUAACUAUAUUAUUCCUGUAAAUUAUAUAUUCUAAUGACUUAA